This is a messenger RNA of Cucurbita maxima (winter squash), 2020 nucleotides long. RefSeq names its product E3 ubiquitin-protein ligase At3g02290-like. The record is from RefSeq and is a predicted model, not a curated record. Lineage: Eukaryota; Viridiplantae; Streptophyta; Magnoliopsida; Cucurbitales; Cucurbitaceae. Gene Ontology annotation, molecular function: ubiquitin-protein transferase activity. The transcript has 5 exons. Bases 1029 to 1712 code for a protein of 227 amino acids.
AGUGAAGAUAUGGAGCUUGUUAUCCACCUACCAGCAAAGGGGCACCGGCAGUGAGCGAGGGAGAAGGAAAGAGAAACAUGAAGAUAUAGAGGGAAGAGGGCGGCUUUAUUUUCGCGGGAUUUGUAGCUUUCGUUCCAUCGCCUUCUAUGUUCCAAUUCAACGCCCUUCAAAUGCGCAAUCUCGAAUUAGCUUGAAAUUCCAAUAUCUGUGUGCGUGAUUUUUCCGAAAAAGCGCGUGUAUAUAAUUUCCGCAUAUUAUCAUUGCUCUCAAUUUCCAGGUUUCUCUGUCCUUCACCCACCACCGAAGAUCGUAUUCUCUUUCGGUCUUCUCUUCUCCCCCCACUUUACUGAUCUCUCAAGGUACUUCUCUUUUUCCAACUAUUCUCCGUGUCCCCGGGGACCCCUUUUGAUGAUCGCCCCAUAUUUUGAUUGUUCUGUAUUGGGUUUCUGAUUCUUUUCAUGAUUUAUGUGUAUUCGUGGCCCGAUCGUCUAUUUCUCGAGUUUUUUGUUAUGGGACUGUCGCAUAAUUUGAAUACCUUUUUUCUUGUCCUGUACCUCGUAUUCAUCAAUGGGUAUAUUGGAUGAGUUAUGUAUGUCCUGGAUAACGACGAUCAGCUUGGUUUUCUGUCGAUGUUGUUAUGGCAUCUCGUCUCCUCAUCAUCAAGGAAAGAAUCCGUGUUUUCAGAGGUGACCCAGAAAAUGAUAUGGUCUAAUGAUGGUUGCUUUGAGGACAAUCCCUUUGGAUACUCAUCCCAUUAACAUUACUGAACAGGGGAUACUAAUUUUACAGAGGAAAAUCACAGUUUCAAUAAUCUAGUGUUUAUUCAACUUCAAGAGGGAGGGUACUGGUUCGUGGAGGCAAUUCUACUUCUGCGAGCUUAUGUACUCUCGUCUCCAUUUUCCUGCAUAAUCAUUGCCCAAGACCUCCAUUUGAAAGCAAGUGAAUAGCUAAAUUGGUUUAUCUGUCGACUUGGGAAUCUGCUGGUUGGAAAAUUGAGAACUAUAAAAAGACUGGUAGGAGUUGGCACAAUGGGUGCUGUCUGCUGCUGUUUGAGCGUGGAGGAUUUUGAAGACUAUGUCAAUCCAAAUAGUUCAGUAUAUAGGAAUUGCACCUGUCUUAGUUGCUUCAUUCAGAGCUUCUUAAAUGCAUACACAUUGGUUUUUCGAAGAGGAGAAGUGCAUUCUGUCUCUUCAUCAAUUCAAGGGGCAACACCUAUGAGUUCUACAGCAUCAACAGAUAACUGUUUAUCUGAAAUGUACCGCUCACCUCCAAGGCCAUUGCCUUAUGAUGCUGACCCCAGGUAUAUCCGCUUGCAGCGGGAUGGAUUAAUUUCUAGGCGAGAGAAGGGGUCAAGCCAUUUACAAGAGGAGUCGGAGCCUUUAAGAGGUGAUGUGGAUACAGAUUCAGAUUCUUUGGGCUCAUCUGGCAAAUGGAAUGGAUCUGCUUGUCUUGAGGAAUCUAAAGAAAUUCUUGGCAAGUCAUCUCUAAAGUUCCCAUCAACUAAAUCUACCACUGAUGUUGGGUAUGCUUAUACAUCCUCUGAAGAUGAGGAUGUCUGUCCAACGUGUCUUGAAGAAUAUACUUCCGAGAAUCCCAAGAUAGUGACGAAAUGCUCUCAUCAUUUUCACCUUGGAUGUAUCUAUGAGUGGAUGGAGAGAAGUGAUAACUGUCCAGUUUGUGGCAAGGUUAUGGCGUUCGAUGAAACGACUUGAUGUGCGGACGAAGACAGCAACAUCUUGGGUAUAACCAACAGCAACAUGGUCAUUUGUGAAUAUUGCAGGAUAAGAUUUUUCUAUCAUGGUAAAUAUUAUGAAUCAAAGUAUAACAAAGGUUGUAUCCUCAUUUUCAAAGAUUAUUUAUAAGUUAUACAGUUGAAUUGAUGUUUCACCAAAAUAUCAUCCUAUUGGGGAAGAAAAAGAGGUGUUGUGAAUGACUGAAACCUUUCCAUUCCAUGUUUUUGGUGUAUCCAUCUGUUUUCUUUCUUUUCUUGGAAGUGAAACAGGCUCUCACCUUUCAACCA